Messenger RNA from Liolophura sinensis, 2183 nucleotides. RefSeq lists its product as uncharacterized. Lineage: Eukaryota; Metazoa; Mollusca; Polyplacophora; Chitonida; Chitonidae. The record is from RefSeq and is a predicted model, not a curated record. The coding region runs from base 714 to 2183 and encodes 489 amino acids. The transcript is spliced from 6 exons.
AAUGCAUAAAUAGAUGGGUUGUUAAAAAUGUAAAGUAUAUCUCAAAAACGGGAAAAAAAUCUCAAUAUUGUUGUCCUAUCUUUGCUUAAAACCGCACUCUUCGUUCCAUAUAUCCUUUAAUAAUAGCACGAACUAAAACAACCAGCAUAUAUUUUUUUUUCAUUUUUUCCAAUAUCCCAAGUAACGGCAAGGUUAUAGUCUUCAGUGGACAAAAAAAUACUGUUUUAGGAGAAUAUAUAAACGACAGAUGGCUGGGAGUAAUUGAGUGUUGAGCUAAAGGAUAAAAAUAUGCUGGGGUAUAUGAUGGAGCCUAACAUAUAAAUGUACUAAAAAAGCUUCUCAGCUGACAUCUUGGGGUGAGAAAUGGCUUUAAACUACAGUUUCCAGAGGACCCACCGGUCAGUUCGGAAAUAAAGUGGACGACUGUGAUGAGGUCAAUGGUGAUAGUUAUCAAAACGACGUUGUUGAGGUCAAAGGUCGAACUAGAGGCGCCAAGCUGGCCCCGCGUUCCAAGUAGGUUGAUAGAUGACAUCAUUUCCGAAUGUUUUCGACCAUAGAUGGAAAAUAUGCAUCAAACGGAGACGUUAUUAAAAAUAGAAAAUAUGCACACACUUCUUCAUUUUCGUCGUUUUGUAUUACCUUUUCAUCUAUCCUUUAAGUCUUAAAUAUUGUUCCUUUGUGAACAUGAUUGAUUUCCAGAGCACACACCGGUGAUGGAGAGACGCAAUAAGGAAUUCUCUGAUAUCAUAGAAGAGCUGAUGUUUCGCGUAGAAAAAGCCGUGGAAAAGAAACAUGCCUGCUUGAAUCGACAUGAGGACGAACCAAUCACCAAGAUGUCCGAACUAUCCAAUGCCCCAUCUGAUAGGAUGUCAGUGAUCUACAUGACCUGGUUAAAAACCAAUAAAUCAACCCUUUUAGAUGCUUUCCAUAAACUGAAGAUUCGCACGGCGAAGUUUUUUCUGAACUGCAUUAGCUUACUUCAGUUGUUCCAAAAUGCCCUGUUCAUCAGCGCUGAAUGUAGGAGUAUUGAUGGGGUAGACUACCUGGAAAAAAAGAUACCAGAAGUAUUGCCAUUGGCCAAACCUAGGAACGACAUCUCUUCAGAAACUAUGACACCUUUAGUGACAGCCUUCUAUGAGAAGGCAAAGACUCUGAGAGAGUUGUGCCAAUCCGAAGAAUACGAGAACCCGAUGAUAGAUUCUUUAAAGCAGAAGCUGACAAGACUUUAUGGAGAUAAAGGACGACCAAAAGUAGCGAUUCUGGUGAAAUAUCCGGUUGCCGUGCCGUCGAUGUGCAUGUAUCUGAAACAAUCGACAGGAAUCAAGUGUAAAGGUGCCUGGGCUAACGAUAGAGUGAAUGAAACAAUGGAACAUCUUCGACGUGGGUGUGAUGUCUUGAUAACGACUUGGCCAUUGUUGGUCUAUCACUUAAAGGGAGGGCCCUAUUACUGGAAUUGCAUUAUCCGAACUGACUCUCCGUACAAUGGCUUCGUCACCUGGGAGCAUCAAGAUCAGCCGGACAAAGCGGAAGUGAGUCGCUUUUCUUUUGACGACACGAUCCCACCCUACGGUGUUGACUUGCUCCUGGAAUCCAUCAAGGAAGUGACGAGCAUGGAAGUAACACAACUCCAACGUCAUUUCACCGAGGAGUACAAUCAGGCCUUGACGAACAUCCAGACUGGCAAAAGCGAACGAAAAUCGUGGGCUCAAUUCAACUACGAAAUUGAACAGCCGUUUGAAGAGAGCAGAGCGGAUUUAUUUUGUCAUGGAUGCGGGGUUUUUGUUUGUAACGAAACCUACAUUCGCAAGCUUGACAGCCUUUGGCUCUGCCUGGACUCGAAUGUCAUUCACAAGCUGAAGACGAUUAAACAUCCAGAGCAGAUCGUCUUCAAUGACGGAUAUGCCAAACUUGGACGCUUCGUCUGCAAGCGUUGUGGGGAGAAGUGGGGCAUUGUUGUAUACGUCCUUCGGCAUUCUCAUCUUGCUUUUUCCAAACAAGGCCUUGACAUCUUCGUCGACAGUUACUUCACACCUUACUUUCCCAGCUGGAACCGCUGUGGCGUCAAUUGUGGCACGUUUCAGUACAAUCGUGACCUACUUCGGUGUCUCCCGUCUACUUUCUGUGUGGAGGGCGAACCUGUUGCAGAAUUACUAAAGAAUUUGCCAAAAGUAAACGAGGUGUAG